CAUUUCACUUAAAGAAUAAAAAUGUCGAUGCCAGCGAGAUUUGAACUUACGACGUGGAGAUUACUUAACUAUUGUAAAGGCAAUAUUUAACCCACUAUUAAUGUAUGAUAAUAAUGGUAAAUUUAAGUGUGUGCACUUAGCAAAAUUUACCAAAACUCUUUCAUUCGUCACUGUUAAUUUAUGAUAAUUUUUCUCCAACACUGUUAAUCUGUCUAUAUCAAAGGCAGGAUGUGUGUGUGUGAAUGUAAUUAAUGCACGUCCACAAAUUAGCACGCAUGUGGCCCAAUUUUAGGACAUUCGCCAUGACCACUAUAGCUGUAUUUUCGUCAACUUAUUUUUCCCAGAGGCACCUGCGAAUAGCAGCAGUAAAAAUAAAUUUUCAACCAAAACUUUUAACAAUUUUUAAGUCGGAGAAAUCCAAAGUCCUCUUCUAGGGGUGAAUUACAGUUGGUAGAAUUCUCUGGCAGUUAUGAUGUGAAAUGAAUGAAACCAGCAGCCUACCACUGAAACAGAAGAUGAUCUGUUGUCUUGGAGACGAUAUAUCACUUUUCAGAAAUUGAAUUCCAUUGAAAAGAAUCUCUGUUUUUAGGCCAAAGCACAAAUAUAUUCUCUUUUCAUUCUCAAACCUAAAUAUACCCGACUGAAAAUCUGCUUAUCCUUAUAAUAUAAACUUAUUUCAAAGAGGUAAUCUGCAAUAGUUUUGCAGUUUUUACAUGGCACCAAAAAGAUCUGUCAAAUAUUUCCCAUCACUAUUCCCAAGAACCUAUGAUCAAUAUGACAACAGCAGUAACAACAAGAUUAUCUGCAAAGGUAACUGUUGGUUUUUAUAGUUAAUAUUCUUUACCUUUGAACUGGAACCUCUGUGAGAUUCUCUACUAGCACAGCCUUCAUUUAUAGUUAAUGUGCACUUAAACAUUAUCCAAAGAUGGUAACACAUAAAAUGGUUUUCUGUUAUUCUCUGCACAUUCUUGUUCUUAUUAUCAUUUACACCUGUAUGUCGUUGUAUUAUAAAUCCACUCAACAUAUCGAUAGACAAUUCCAAAGUCCAAUUACAGAAGAGGAACGGAAGCUGUUGAUGGUAACAGCCCGAGCAUUUAUCAGAGCUUUGGACAGUGCUAAUAUCCCAUACAUGAUAUACAGUGGAACUCUGCUGGGCUCUUAUCGUCAUCACGAUCUUAUACCAUGGGAUGAUGACUUUGAUAUACUUAUCAACGCUUCUCUUAGAAAUGCUGUGAAGCGAUUUGUGGCUAAAUACGAUGAUUCUUUUGCUUUGUAUGUACCAAACUUUCAGGAUUUUGCAUGGAAAUAUUAUCGUAAAGAUAUGGCUUUAAAGACACUUCCUAAUCUUCCAUUUGGAUGGCCAUAUGUUGACAUUUUCUUUUUCAACGAGAACGAAACACAUAUCUGGGAUGAUAUUUCUUAUUUAUCAAAAGAAUUCACUUUUCGGAAAGAUAAGGUAUUUCCCUUGCAGCGACGACUAUUUUCUUCAAUGCAGUUGUCUGCACCAUGCAAUCCACUGCAUAUGCUAAGUACGUAUCACAUACAGAGCUGCAAAUCUCGUUCAAUGUCUCAUAAACAUGAAGUGAUUCUCCCAAAGAACUCUUACAGAGUCAUCCCCUGUCAAGCGCUGACUGGUUUCUACCCAUUUGUACAUCACACAAAAACUGAAGACGGGUGGAAGGAGACACUCAAAGUUGGAGACAUUGUUUUAUAUUCCAUUGAUGUGAAGGAAUAUUGCUGAGUUCUCUGUGUGAAAAAUGAAGCGUCUAUCAUUCACACAUAGAAACACAAAUACUUGCAUGGAUCUCCAUCACUUUCAGCAAUAAGGUUUUAGUCAUUUGAUCAACUGUUCUAACUGCUUAUUGGAUUAACUUUUAAGUGGCUGAGUGUACCUCAGUCACAAGUACCCUGAACAUAAUUCUCAGCCAGAAUCACCUUAACAAGGUGGUAUUGUGACAAGGCCGUACCUUGAAAGUACAGAUAGAAAUCUAUCUGAUAGGUUUUUGUGUACCUAAUUUCAUUCACAAGGUACAUGAUGACCAAUCGACAGAUGCUACCGAAACAGAUGGAAACCCAAAAUGCCAUAGGGUGGAAUUGAUCCUAGGACAUUGGGAUGGGCAGACUUCUUGACCAUUUAACCAAAAUGUGCCAGCGUGUAUGUAUAUAUGUGUGUUAUCAUCAUCAUGUAUGUAUGUGUGUAUGUAUGUAUGUGUGUCAUCAUCAUCAUCAUUUAACGUCCGUUGUCCAUGCUGGCAUGGGUUGGACAGUUUGACUGAGCUGUCAUGCUGGAAGGCUGCACUAGACUCCAGUCUGAUUCGGUGUGGUUUUCUACAGCUGGUUAAUAUUUGAGGAUGGGUUGAUGGUUGAGAGGCUGGGCUGUGGUGGAAGAACAAUCGCAGGUGAUCUGUGACAGAGAUAUGAGGCUGAGUGGUGGGAGAGGAGGACAGCAGAGAGAAGAAGCAGUGGUGGGGUGUUGGAGCAUCUCAGGAUACAGUGGGGGAUAGAGAGAGAAAAAGAUGGGGGAAGAGAUGCAUGGUGAGAGAUAUAGGAGUGGUUCAAGGGGCUAUAGCAAGUGGGUGUGGGGUUAUAGAUAUGGGAGGGCAUUGAGAGUGAUGGCAGGUAAGAAAGGAGAGCAAUGACUGAAGGCAGAAGAGACGGUGAUUGAUAGAAAUAGUGUGGGCUGGGAUGAUAAUGAAGAAUGAAGGUGAUUCCAAGGAGCAGAUGUAAUGUGCCGAUUCUUCUUUCAACUGAUUAUGGUAGUCGAAUGAUAUCUUUUUGUACCUUGAGAAUUUUCUCUCGCAUCCCAUCACUUACCUUCUUUUGAUCUCCUUUAGCCAUGUAUCUCUUUUAUAGCAGCAUACCUGUGCUUGCCUUUCAUUCAAACUCUCGUCUUUCAACACCUGCAAUGAAGCCACUUACCUCCACCUUCUUCUUCCUGAUACUUCCUCUUUGUAGUGGGAGCAUUUUCCCUUUCCUUUCUCUCUGUUCUUUUCCCAUUAGUGCCACUGGUAUGUAGAAUGCACCCAAUAUACACCUUGCAAAGUGGCUGAUGGUAGGAAGCGCGUCCAGCCAUAGAAGCUAGGCCAAGGAUGACAGUGGAGCUCAAUGCUGCCCCACAGCUUAUCUUGCUGUCCAACCCAUGCUAGCAUGGAAAGCGGAUGUAAAAUGAUGAUGGUUUAUAUCAGUGGUUCUCAACCAGGGUCCAUAUAAGAGAUCUGGGGAUCCACAAUAGUAUUUUAAGGGCCCCUGAAGAAAUUUUGUCUUAGAUGUAUCUCGUAUUGGUGUGUAUUGCAAGAAAAACAAUUAGGUUUCUUUCUCUUUUACAUUGUUCAACCUACACAAGGGAAUGGGGGAAAAACAAAAUAGGAAUUUUGAAAGAAGUUCCUAUAAAACUAGUUUUUAAACACCGAGUGGCUAUGGGGGUCCACCAGAAUAAAAUAAUAAUAAAAGGGGUCCAGAGAACCCCUGUAAAUAAGUACAUACGAAUGGAUGUGUGUAAAUAAAUAAAUGAAUGAAUGAAUGAGGUGACCCCAGAAUCUGAGAUCAUAUUUUAAUCAAAAAGCACCGUUUCCAGCACCAAAUUACUAAAACUAACAUUGGACCAUUUAUUUUAAAACGAGUCCUUAUUUAUCAUCUAAAUUGUUUUUUACUUUAAGUUCAUUUGUUGUUAUUUUCUCUGUUUGUUGUGUUUUUAAAUCAAAUUAUACAAUUCUAUGGUAAAAUGGAUGAAAGUCAUUGAAUCAUAUCUUGCUUUGUUUCACCUGUGGACACCAUCGAAAGAUGUUUUGAGAAGUUUACAUGGAUUUGGCCAUCAUCAAAGAAAAGUAAAUAUUUCACUGCAUUUUGUGAUAAAAUGAUUGUAAAUUAUGGUUUUUGUACUUCUUUGACCCUUUCGUUACCAACCUGGCUGAAACCAGCUUUGACUCUGUGGUACAAAUGUCUUGUUUUCAUAAGUUCUGAAUUAAAAUCUUCCACCAAACCUUA
Molecule: messenger RNA, 3984 nt
Organism: Octopus bimaculoides (California two-spot octopus)
Lineage: Eukaryota; Metazoa; Mollusca; Cephalopoda; Octopoda; Octopodidae
Source: RefSeq, a predicted model, not a curated record